Messenger RNA from Salvia splendens (bonfire salvia), 882 nucleotides. RefSeq names its product zinc finger CCCH domain-containing protein 18-like. Bases 1 to 882 code for a protein of 293 amino acids. The record is from RefSeq and is a predicted model, not a curated record. The transcript has 2 exons. Lineage: Eukaryota; Viridiplantae; Streptophyta; Magnoliopsida; Lamiales; Lamiaceae.
AUGGAUGUUGACCCUCUUUCUGCCUAUUAUUACUCUGACCUAGAGGAAGGCAAAUGGAAGGCAAGCAAGGAGCAGAAGAGCUGGGAGGAAGAAGAUGAAUCGGAGAGAACACCGGUAGUGGAACUCGUUCCCCAAGAAAUGGAAAGGGAGGGGAUAGAUCUGAACGAAACGGCCAGAAAAAAAGUCCUUAUGACUGAUGAGGAGUUUGAGGAGCUUUUGAACGAGGCAGUAGGAGAGAGUGAAGAAGCUGGUACAAGGAACGACCCAGAAGGCCUAGCCCACCAGCCAGUAGACAAGGUGGAAGAGAAACAGACCGAAGAGGGGGAGCCGAAGUCGGUGACUCCCCAGCCAGAAGCAGGGGAGAGUGAUAUACAAAUCGAGGAGAAGAAUACCGAGGUACAACCAACGGAACCAGAGCAGGUGGUACCACCAGUAUUGAAACCGAAAGCAGUUAAAAGAAAAUUGGUGUUUAAAGGUGAUCCAAAGGCAGAACGGCUGAAGCCAAAGAGAGUAUCGCAAAGAUGCCUCGGGAAAUGGACAUCCAAAAAGGCAGGAGCAAACACGGCAGCAAGUGCGUUGGAAAUCUCUAGUGAAGAACACAGGGCUACUCCUACAAAACCUGGGGAGGAAUCCUUGUCGGCUACCAACUUGAAAUAUGCCUCGACAGCAACCGAGGUGGUCUCACCCACGCCGAGUGACCAGAGGGAAGAAACUGACACGAUGACUGAGGGUCUGGACCUCGCAUCGGAAUCAGUAGGGCACCCAGAGCCAGGAGAUGACAGUACCCAUAUCCGCUUGGAGACCAAGUCUACUGCCCAGAAGGAGCCUUCAACACCAACAGAGGAGAGACCGGAGGAAAAUAAAGACGGAGAUGAGGACUGA